AUGUUCACAGCAAGUGCUCACGCCGUGCAUAUUGAUUCCAAACCCGUCAAAGCGGAUGUGCGAGGCACAACAGCUCAUAGACCUACCUCUGAUCAGCCUGACAUCGCGCCUACUACGAACCGCAAGUGCACCUUCUGGCUGCAGCGGCGUCUGAAGGGUGCCCAUGUGCUCGGUUAUACGUCUACCGGAGGACAAAGAGACAAAGAGCAUAGCUGUCCACGUGCGCAUAUGUCUUUGUGCUUUCUUGCGGCAUCACCCGAGAAGAAGCGUUUCCAGUACCACGCUCAAGAUGCAUACGGCCCGAUGUCCACCGGCGAUCGCCAGUCUCCUACGCCAAAGAACACUCGGGGCCGCGCUCGCGGCGUAUUAUAA
Molecule: messenger RNA, 372 nt
Organism: Peniophora sp. CBMAI 1063
Lineage: Eukaryota; Fungi; Basidiomycota; Agaricomycetes; Russulales; Peniophoraceae
Source: the annotation of a GenBank genome assembly